Molecule: messenger RNA, 4191 nt
Organism: Wasmannia auropunctata (little fire ant)
Lineage: Eukaryota; Metazoa; Arthropoda; Insecta; Hymenoptera; Formicidae
Exons: 12
Coding region: 778-2721 (647 amino acids)
Source: RefSeq, a predicted model, not a curated record
GUAUAAUAAAAGAAUAUAUAUUUAUUUACUUAUAUAUUACGGAAAUCUCGUAUGGAAUAUCUGAAAACAUAUAAAUGCCUUCGCGAAAUUCUUUGGACGUGAACAGUUUCAGUCACCGAUCGAUCAAUCCCGUUCUUGUGAGAAUGCGGAAAAUAUCUAUAUACGGCAACUCGACGAAGGAAAUAUGUCCUUGUACGUACUCCUGGAAAGAUUGAACUUGAGUCGCAUAUGACGUCGCGGUCAUCCAUCGAUCGUCCCCGACUUUCGACAUGUUGUCGCUCACAGCUGCAUUCGCUGCCCGUGCAUCUAUCGCGGACUCGAGAGGAUCUCUCGUAAGUACGAUCGGACGGGUUAAUGGUGUCCAGCAUCCGGUUCACCGUUCGACGGUCACAUUUCUUCGCAACGAUUGAGAAGCAUCUCCAUUCGCGCCAAUCGUGCCGUGUCAACCGUCACGUCGAGGAAAUGCGCUGCAAUACUGAUGCCAUUUAAAAGAGGGAUAAUAUUAUCGGGCUAUUUUAUGAGUUCAACGGGAUAAGUGACUAUAUUGAAAUUACAGCGCCAGAAGAAAAAUAUUUUCGAUAUUCGCAACUGUGAUAUUCGGCAAUACAUCAUACCAUUAUCGCGUAUAUUAUGAUAAGCAAAACCAACAUCCGCCUCGUGCAGCAGCCAACAACAGCGGUGGUCUCUGACGCAGUCACUCUCACAUGUCAGUUUCAGUUGGGAUCAAUUGUCAUUUUCAUACAACAAUUACACUAACAGAAAAUAAACUGAAUCAACAUGAGGGUCACAGCGUGUCAUUUUCGCCGCUGCAUAAUUGCGGGACUGUGCCUGGCACUUUUAUUUUGUGUCGUACAAGUGAUACGAAUAGAAUUAGGAUUCACUGAAUCUGAUAUGUCAAAUUUAAACAAAUUAAUGUACAUAUCACAAUUGAUCAAAGAAUCGGAACAGUCCUAUGUGAGAGAUGGUGCCGUUGCGUGCAAAUUACCUCAGUUAAAUAUCUCUAGUCCAGAAAUAAUGAGGUUCAUACAUGAUGUACCACCCUUAUCUUGUGGACCAGAUGAUUGGAUUACAGUGGAAGGCUCGAGACUUGUUAUUACGAAUAAAGCAAAGACGAAACACGGACAAAUAAAAUGCAUCUUCAGUGAAAUUAUCAGAACAGAUGACUACAAUACAAAAUUGUUGGAUGGCAUAGAGGCUGAUGAUUUUUACAUUUUGAGGGAGAGCGAUUUUGCAGAUGUCAGAUGCAAGUCGAAGAGCGGAGACGUGUGGCACAGCAUACUCGCAGGUGUAAAAUACGAUCCGUAUAUCAAGCGGAAGCACAAGUGGGACAACAUGCCGGACACGAUCCUGAAAUUGAACGUGCUCAUGUUCGGCUUCGACUCGCUGUCACGAAACACGUUCAUUCGCAAACUGCCCAAGACAUAUCACUUUAUGAAACAGCUGAACGCUCUGGUGCUCGAGGGAUACAACAUCGUGGGGGACGGCACUCCGCAGGCGCUCAUCCCGAUUUUAACCGGCAAGAUCGAGCUCGAGCUACCGGAGACGCGUAAACGAAUCCACAAGGCGAAUUACGUCGACGUGUAUCCUAUGAUAUGGAACAAGUACGAGGAGCACGGAUACAUAACGGGUUUUAUGGAGGACGUGCCGCACAUCGGCACGUUUACUUACCGCUUGAAAGGGUUUGACAAGCAACCGACCCACCACUACAUGCGCACCUAUUACCUAGCCGCCUCUCCGUACUUCAAAACGUAUAACAAAUUCUGCAUAGCCGGCACUCCACGUCAUAUGGUGAUGAUGAAUUACAUGAAAACAAUGUUCAAUGCGUAUAAAAAUCAGCCGAAAUUCGCAUUUGGGUUUCACGGAGAACUUUCUCACGACUCUUACAACGACAUCGGUGUAGUGGACAACGAUUUAUAUUCGUGGGUGAAGGAUCUUAACGAGCUUGGACAUUUAAACAAUACCAUUUUGAUAUUGAUGAGCGAUCAUGGACACAGAUUUGCGGAUAUUCGUAACACUUUGCAAGGUAAGCAAGAGGAAAGAUUGCCGUUUUUCUCCUUCAUUUUUCCACCCUGGUUCAAGCAAGUCCAUCCGCAAGCGUACGCGAAUUUCGUGUACAAUACACAGUACUUAGCGACACCAUUUGAUAUACACAAGACAUUGGAGAACAUACUUAACUUUGAUACGCCAAAGGAUGGAGAUCGUCGUCAGAGAGCCAUCAGUUUGUUUGACAAGAUGCCUCUAGACAGAACAUGCGCAGAUGCGUUCAUAGAGCCCCAUUGGUGCGCUUGUCUCGGAUGGAAAGAAAUCUCAAUUGACGACCCGAACGUUGUGGCGGCGGCCAACUACUUCGUGCAAUUUCUCAAUAGUUACACCGAGGAUCAUCACAAUAUAUGCGCGAUACUGCAUCUGAACGAGAUCUUGUGGGCUGCCAAGCUCAUACCAACUAAAGGUUUACUUAAUUUCCGAAAGUCCGGAGAUCAGGACGGUUUCAUAGGUGAUUUCAGUGCCAAAACCAAAGUAACGACCGAGAUUUAUCAAUUGAAAGUGAGAACGGUACCGGGCGACGCGCUGUUCGAAGUGAGCAUCGUUCAGGAUCUCGGGAAGAAUAUUUUCCACACUAAGAUCUCCGAUGUCAGCAGGAUUAACAUGUACGGGUCUCAGGCGAGAUGUGUAGAAAACUCGCUGUUUCAUUUACGCAAGUACUGUUACUGCAAAGGAUAAGUGACGCUUACGUAGCAUAGGUAGUUUUAAAAAUUGUACAUAUGGCGCGGUAGCGCUAGACAUCGACAGAAAAGAAGUCUUUGUGAUUGUAGCGCGCGGAAUGUUAUUUAAUUUUAAGCGAAAGUGCUGUGAUUAUAAUACCGUUUUCUUUUUAUUAUACAAACUGCGUAUAUUGGACUAAUGUUAUAUAUGUUCAUCCUGAUCGAGUUAUUAAUUAUUUACCAAAAAAACACAGUUAUCAUUGUUAGAGAAAAUAUCAUAUGGUACAUAUCGCUCGUGAGAGAAUCCUCACAUUUAUCACAAUAACGAUUAUUAUCAGAUAAUAAUACGUUAAUACGUUUUUUUAAUGCUUGAUGCAAAUUAUAUUUUAUAUCUUGCAUACGUUCGAAAGAUAAAUCAUUACAGUCGCAUAAUAUUGUCUGAGAUUAUUAUGCAUAAUAAUAAAAUGUAAAACGUAUACAUAAUUGAUAUUGAAGUACAUACAAAUGAUAAUUCGGCGAUUAGUCGGCUAUAAUCUUGUAAUUAUUUAAAAUUUUUAUAAAAUGAAUUAACGUAUGUAUUUUUAAACUUUUGCUUGAAAUAAAUACAUUAAUAUAUUGUGCCAACAUAUUGUAACAGAAAGUGAGAUUGUAAUGACUCUAAAUUUUUUGAAUAUGUUUUAAUGUGAAGAAUUUUAUUAUUAAACUAUUAAAUUUUUUUGACUGAGGCAAUGAAAAUUAUAUUGUUUGGAUAAUAACAAUGGUGAGGGAAAGAAAUUUCUAUAUGUAUUGUAAAGGAAAAGGUUUAUAAGGAAUACAAAGAUACAGGAAUACAAAGAUACAUGACUGGCGUUUAGAAAUUACUAAGUAAUAAUUCGUCUUUAUGAUAAAAAAUACAAGCAAAAUAUGCUAGUCACAUCUAAGUCAUAAGAAAAACGGGCUAAUACUUGUCAUUCAAGCGACGAAAUACCCCUUUUCACGAGAGCAAGAAGCUUUAAAAAUAGAUAUUUUAUAGAGCGAAUGCUUUCGUGACUUAAAUUGUACAUCUACACUGUAUAUCUCUAAAUAAAACAAAUUGCUGUAAUCUUUAUACAGGGUGUGGCUAAAGUAAGGUAACAAACUUCGGCGACGUGCUCCCUACAUCAAACACAAAAAAAAGUUUAUAUAAACAUGUGCCCACAAAUCCACUGUUUCUGAGAUACAGCUUAAAAUGUUUAUUAAUGAAAAAUGAAAAAGUAAUAUUUAUUGUCAUUUAAUUUCUCAUUUAUUUAAUUUUUUAUUUAAUUUUUUAUUUAUUUUCCAUUUUUAAUUACAACAAACGUUCAACAAUUUCUCGAAGUUAAUUACCUUCUUUUAGUCACAUUCUAUAUAUAAAUCAGACAAGUGUUACACACUUAUCUAUUUAUAUACUCUGGACUAUAAUAUGUUCAUACCUAUGUAAUUUCAGUGAAUGUCAAUAUAUUUUGUAAUAAAUUAUCUAUUUAGAGAAUGA